Molecule: messenger RNA, 818 nt
Organism: Diorhabda carinulata
Lineage: Eukaryota; Metazoa; Arthropoda; Insecta; Coleoptera; Chrysomelidae
Gene: mRpL11
Product: 39S ribosomal protein L11, mitochondrial
Exons: 3
Coding region: 96-683 (195 amino acids)
Biological process (GO): translation
Cellular component (GO): mitochondrial large ribosomal subunit; ribosome
Molecular function (GO): structural constituent of ribosome; large ribosomal subunit rRNA binding
Source: RefSeq, a predicted model, not a curated record
GUAAAAACGAAGAAGACAAGAAUAUUACAAAUAUUUGUCUUAAGAUUAUAACCUCAAUUUUAAACAGUUUUCAGUAGAUACUAAAAUCAAUUCAAAUGUCUAAAGCCGCCGCAAGAUUAAAGUCUUUGAAAAAAGUUUCAGAAAAAAUUCAACACGGUAAAAUUCGUACAAAUAUACCAGCUGGUAUGGCAGCUGCAGGACCACCGCUUGGACCAAUGUUGGGUCAGAGAGGAAUAAAUAUAGCCGCAUUUUGUAAAGACUUUAAUGAAAGAACUAAAGAUUUAAAAGAAGGUAUACCUUUACCUACUAGGAUAACUGUUAAUCCAGAUAGAAGUUAUGAAUUAGUGAUAAAUAAGCCUCCAGUAGUAUACUUUCUUAAGCAGGCAGCUGGAAUACAACGAGCUGCUAUGGAACCAGGUAAAGAGAUAAGUGGUAAAGUAACGCUUAAACAUGUUUAUGAAAUUGCCAAAAUAAAACAAACAGAUCCGACGCUAGAGAUCAAGACAUUGGAAGAUGUGUGCAAGAUGAUAGUUGGAAUAGCAAAAUCAUGUGGCAUAGAAGUUGUUGAAGAUUUAAAUGCUGAGGAAUAUGGAGAAUUUUUAAAACAAAGAAAAUUGAUAGUAGAGCAACAGAAAAAGGAAUUACAAGAAAAGAAAGAAGCAAAAAUGUUGAGAACAGGCUAGCGAAUUCAAAUUUUAUACUGUAGUGUUUUAUCAUUUUUAGCAAUAGCAUAAAAAUGUUUUUCAGUUGUCUUUAAAUAUAUUUGUUGCUAAAUUGUCACUUCUGAAUAAAAAUUUGACUUUACAACAGGUAAAAAA